Molecule: messenger RNA, 2418 nt
Organism: Rasamsonia emersonii CBS 393.64
Lineage: Eukaryota; Fungi; Ascomycota; Eurotiomycetes; Eurotiales; Trichocomaceae
Product: Shikimate kinase
Exons: 2
Coding region: 1-2418 (805 amino acids)
Biological process (GO): chorismate biosynthetic process
Molecular function (GO): 3-dehydroquinate dehydratase activity; 3-phosphoshikimate 1-carboxyvinyltransferase activity; shikimate 3-dehydrogenase (NADP+) activity
Source: RefSeq, a predicted model, not a curated record
AUGCACUAUUCGACCCCAGGUCCGUCCAGGCGGAAUUUCGACCCCGACGCCUCCCUGGUGCUGGUCGGGAUCCGGGGGUCUGGCAAACGGUCGUUGGGCUUCAUCGCCGCCACGGCCUUGAACCGCCGUUUCAUCACCGAAGAUUUCUACUUCAAAGAGGUGACCGGCUACACCCGCCAUGAAUUCCUCCAGAAGUUCGGCAGCCAUGAGUUCCAGCGCCGCGAUAUCGAGGUGCUCAAGAUGAUGCUCGACAACCAUCGCACGCGCUGCGUGAUCGAGUGCGGCCUGGGCAGCCUCACCCGCGAUAUCCAGGACCAUCUGCGCCAGUAUUCCAUGACCAACCCCGUCGUCUACCUGCUGCGCGAUAUGGAGCAGAUCCAACGGUUGCUGCGCCUGGAGGACCAGUCCGCGAGGCGUCUUGUCCAUGGCGGCCCAUCCCACCGGACCUGCUCCAAUUUCGAGUUCUACAAUCUCGAAGAACGGCCGCCUCCAUCCCUGACCGGGGACGAAGGCACCCCGGAUCGACGGUCCGAAAACUACUCUUUCAAACUGAAGGAUGCCAAGGAGGAUUUCACCCGCUUUGUCCGGUUCAUCACCGGUGCGACGGCCACCGAUCCCGGCUUUGACUCGCCCUUCGUGCUGCUGGAGACGCCUCCGGAAAGGAAGUCGUAUACUCACGCCGUCUUCAUUCGAUUGUCGGAUCUGAUAGACGGGUUCGUGGACCUGCCGGAACUGGAGUCUGGCGGGGAUGCCAUCGAGCUCUGCGUGGACGUGUGGAGUCCAGACGUCGUCAGCCUGGUGAGCAAGCAGGUUUCUCUCCUCCGACGGAUUGCCAAGGUCCCCAUCAUCUACUCGGUCGACAUCCUGGCGCUGGGCAUCGAUCCUCACAACGGGCAUUCCCAACACCUUCGCGAUCUCUACUUUCACAUCCUCGAGCACGGUCUGCGACUGGGGGUCGAGUACUUGGCCGUCGAUCUGGGGCAAGAUCACGACCGGUUAACACAGAUCGUGCGCAGUCGGGGCAUGACCAAGAUCAUCGGCCAUUAUGUCCUGGAGCCCUCCUCCGGCGUGUCGUGGGAGGACGACGCCUGUUUCUCUCUCUAUCUGGAAGCUGAGCGACUGGGCUGCCAGCUUGUGCGCAUCUUGCGCGUGGCGACCACCAGAGAAGACAAUGAGGCGGUCCGCAAGCUCGUGGACCGCGUGCGAUCCCUUCCCGGGACGCACCCGCCCAUUAUUGCGUACAACCUCGGUCUGAUCGGCCGCAGCUCCCAAGUCUUCAACCCCAUCUUGACCUCCGUCACUCACCCGGCCGUCAAGCGGCCGGCCCGCAGCGAACGAGACCCCCACAUCACAUCGCAAGAUGCCAUUCGGGCGCUGUUUCAGAGCUACAUGCUGGAUCCGCUGCGGUUUUACAUUCUCGGCGCCAGCGUCGCCUAUAGCAUCUCGCCCGCGAUGCACAAUGCUGCCUACCGCAGCUGUGGCCUGAACCACGUCUACAGCAUCCCCGAGUCGCCGUCCCUGGCGGAGCUGGACCGGUGGUGCCACGAUCCGAAUUUUGGCGGCACCAGUGUCGUCCAGCCAUGGCGAGUGACGGUGGCCCAGCAACUGAAAUACAAAAGCCGCCAUGUCGAGGCCAUUGGGGCCGUCAACACGGUGAUGCCGCUGCGGGCGAGCGCCGAUGGGAAUAUGUACCCGCUCCCGGAGCAGGCGAGCCGGCGCAACCAAGCCGGGCGCGUGGCGGCCUGGUGGGGGGAGAAUACGGACUGGAUCAGUAUCCUGGUCUGCUUCCGUCGCAACCUGUCGCCCCGGAACGCCAUCAGUCGGAAGACGACGGGGCUGGUGAUUGGCGCGGGCGGGAUGGCGCGCGCGGCCAUCUACGCCAUGCUGCAGCUGGGAUGUCGCAAGAUCUUUAUUCUGAACCGGACGAUCUCGCGCGCGGAGGAGGUGGCCAAGCACUUCAACUCGUGGAUGGCGUCCUCGCAGCCGGAAUCGGGCACGGUGGUGCGGGUGCUGCGGUCGGCGCAGGAGCCCUGGCCGGCGGAUUUCGCGCCUCCGUCCAUGAUUGCGUCCUGCGUGCCCGAGUCGCGCGUGGGGGAUGAGCCGCCCGCGAACUUUGAGAUGCCGUUGCAGUGGCUGGGCAGUCCGACAGGAGGAGUCAUUCUGGAGCUGGCCUACAAACCCCUGGACACGCCGCUUCUCAAGCAGAUGCGUCGCAUCCGGAGCGAGACGGGACAGCCGUGGGUGCUGGUCGACGGGCUGGAGGUGGUGGCGGAGCAGGGCUUUGCGCAGUUUGAGCUGAUGACGGGACGGAAAGCGCCGCGGCGACUGAUGAUGCAGGAGGUGUUGCGCAACUAUGUAGGAGAGGAUGGGCCGCUGGACGAGAGGACCAUCCAGGCGAGACUCGACCGGACUUUCUAG